UUCUAUACCCACCUGAGGAUUAACGCUUGUUUGGAAUGGCCACCUACAUCGAAUUUGUGCCCCCUCCGGAAUGCCCGGUGUUCGAGCCCAGCUGGGAGGAAUUCUCUGAUCCCCUGAGUUUCAUCGGACGCAUCCGGCCGAUUGCUGAAAAGACAGGGAUAUGCAAAAUCCGACCUCCCAAGGACUGGCAGCCACCCUUUGCCUGCGAUGUCAAAAGCUUCUGCUUCACCCCUCGGGUACAGCGCCUCAACGAACUAGAGGCAAUGACCCGUGUCAAGCUCGAUUUCCUGGAUCAGCUGGGAAAAUUUUGGGAGCUGCAAGGUUCCGCGCUCAGAAUUCCAGUGGUGGAUCGCAAGCUGUUGGAUGUGUAUGCACUGAGCAAGGUGGUUUCCAGUGAGGGGGGCUUUGAGGUUGUCACUAAAGAGAAGAAAUGGUCUCAGGUGGGCAAUCGAAUGGGAUACCAGCCAGGCAAAGGCACAGGCUCUCUUCUGAAGUUGCACUAUGACCGAAUCCUCUACCCCUACGAGCUGUUCCAGUCUGGCGUCAGCCUGAUGGGCAUCAAAAAAACAAGUCUGAAGGAAGAAGAGAAGCUGGAAGUGACGGAGCCAUGUGAGGUUCAAAAAGAUUUACCCGAAACUGAGAAGAAGAUGAUUGUCCCUUUAAAAAGGUCUCGACGCAUAAAGUCAGAGCCAGAAACGUUGGAGAUCACAAAGAGCCCGGAGAUGAAGAAGUUGCAUGUUUUUGGAGCAGCUGCUAGAAUGAUAGGGGUUGGUGAUGGCGUGAAAGACCGAGCUGAUGAAGCUUACAAGAAGCGCAAAACUUCAAAGCUGGAGGCCUUUGGAAUGCAGAGAAGACACGGGAAGGGGGCCCUGUCAGUUAGUUUUGUCGACCUGUACAUCUGUCUGUUCUGCGCCCGCGGUGACUGUGAAGACAAAUUGCUGCUGUGCGAUGGAUGUGACGACAGCUACCAUACCUUUUGCUUGAUCCCACCUCUUUCAGAGGUGCCCAAGGGUGACUGGAGGUGUCCCAAAUGUGUGGCUGAGGAAUGUAGCAAACCCCGGGAAGCGUUUGGAUUUGAGCAGGCAGUGAGGGAAUAUACUUUACAAAGCUUUGGGGAAAUGGCCGACAGCUUCAAAUCCGAUUACUUCAAUAUGCCUGUGCACAUGGUGCCUACUGAGCUUGUGGAAAAAGAGUUUUGGCGGUUAGUCAGUUCCAUUGAAGAAGAUGUGAUUGUGGAGUAUGGAGCUGACAUCUCCUCUCGGGAUUUUGGGAGCGGCUUCCCCGUAAUGGACGGACGCAGAAAGCUAACUGCAGAUGAAGAGGAUUAUGCUCAUUGUGGAUGGAACCUCAAUAACAUGCCUGUGCUUGAGCAGUCUGUGCUCGCCCACAUUAACGCUGAUAUCUCUGGUAUGAAAGUGCCCUGGCUCUACGUGGGCAUGUGUUUCUCCUCCUUCUGUUGGCACAUUGAAGACCACUGGAGUUAUUCAAUCAACUAUCUGCACUGGGGGGAGCCAAAGACUUGGUAUGGUGUUCCUUCCCAUGCUGCCGAACAGCUGGAGGAUGUGAUGAGGACUCUGGCUCCAGAGCUGUUUGAGACACAGCCUGAUCUCUUGCAUCAGCUGGUAACCAUCAUGAACCCCAACGUCCUGAUGGAACAUGGAGUGCCGGUAUACAGGACCAAUCAGUGUGCCGGAGAGUUUGUGAUCACCUUUCCUCGUGCUUAUCAUUCUGGAUUCAAUCAGGGCUACAACUUUGCAGAGGCUGUGAAUUUCUGCACUGCAGACUGGCUCUCUAUGGGUCGUCAGUGUGUAAGCCACUACCGUCGGCUGAGGCGCCAUUGCGUCUUCUCUCACGAAGAGCUGAUCUUUAAGAUGGCGUCUGACCCAGAGUGCCUGGACGUGGGACUGGCAGCCGCAGUAUGCAAAGAGAUGACCAUAAUGAUCGAGGAGGAGACCAAACUGAGGGAACUGAUUGUGCAGUUGGGAGUUGUUCAGGCCGAGGAGGAGGCCUUCGAGUUGGUGCCAGAUGACGAGAGGCAAUGUUCUUCAUGCAGAACUACUUGCUUUCUGUCUGCUCUCACGUGUUCCUGCAGCUUGGAUCAGCUUGUCUGUCUGAAUCAUGCAGAGGAACUCUGCUCCUGUCCAAUGCAAAAUAAGUGUCUCAGGUACCGGUACUCUCUGGAGGAUCUCCCAUCACUGCUUUAUGGUGUGAAAUUACGGGCGCAGUCUUACGAGUCAUGGGUGAAUCGAGUUACAGAUGCUCUGUCUGCCUCUCUCAACCACAAAAAAGAUGUCAUCGAGUUGAAAGUCAUGCUGGAGGAUGCGGAAGAUAGGAAGUUUCCAGAGAACGAUCUGUACCGCAAACUCCGGGAUGCCGUUAAGGAGGCAGAAACCUGUGCAUCUGUUGCCCAGUUGCUACUCACCAAAAAACAAAAGCACAACAGAUUAAACCCAGAAUAUGGGAAGACUCGCACCAAACUUACCAUGGAGGAGCUCAAAGCCUUUGUGCAUCAGCUGUUCAGCCUGCCCUGCAUUAUCUCUCAGGCCCGACAGGUUAAGAACCUGCUUGACGACGUGGAGGAGUUUCAUGAACGCGCGCAUGAAGCCAUGCGUGACGAUAUCCCUGACUCCAGCAAGCUUCAGGCUCUCAUAGACCUCGGCUCCAGCUUGUAUGUAGAACUUCCAGAACUGCCACGGUUAAAGCAAGAACUUCUGCAAGCCCGUUGGCUUGACGAGGUGCGGCAGACUUUGUCAGACCCUCACAGGGUUACUUUGGAUGUGAUGAAGAAACUGAUUGACUCUGGAGUGGGUCUGGCACCCCAUCACGCAGUGGAGAAAGCAAUGGCAGACUUACAGGAACUGCUCACAGUAUCGGAGAGGAUGGAAGAGAAAGCCAAAACAUGUCUGCAAGCCAGGCCACAGCACAGUAUGGGAGGUAUUGAGAGCAUCAUCGUGGAAGCCAAGAACAUCCAUGCAUAUCUGCCCAAUGUGCUUGCUCUUAAGGAAGCCCUGCAAAGGGCUAAAGAUUGGACAGCUAAAGUGGAGGCCAUUCAGAGUGGCUCUCACUAUGCAUACUUAGAGCAGUUGGAGAACCUGCUAGUGAAAGGCCGCCCCAUCCCAGUGCGUCUUGAUGCCCUCCCUCAGGUGGAGUCCCAGGUUGCAGCAGCUCGAGCGUGGCGAGAGAGAACAGCCAGAACGUUCUUAAAGAAGAACUCCAGCUAUACUUUGCUACAGGUGUUGAGCCCACGAACUGAUAUUGGUGUGUACGGCAGCAGUCGGAGUAAGAGGAAGAAAGUCAAAGAGUUAAUGGAUGAGAAAGACUUGGAUCUAGAUUCCAUGAGUGAGCUGGAAGAACCAAUGGAAGAGCCCCGGGAUGCUGCGUCUGUGGUUGCAGUGUUUAAAGACAUGGAGCACAAAGAGGUGGACGCCAUUCGUUCUUUGAGAUCCGCUAAUCUGGUUAAGAUGACGAUGGUGGAUCGAAUCGAGGAGGUGCGGUUCUGCGUGUGUCGGAAGGCAGCUAGCGGCUUCAUGCUGCAGUGCGAGCUUUGCAAAGACUGGUUCCACAGUACCUGUGUGCCGCUGCCCAAGACCAGCUCUCAGAAGAAGGGCUCCAACUGGCAGUCCAAGGACGUGAAAUUCCUUUGCACUCAGUGUAUGCGCUCCCGGCGGCCGCGCCUAGAGACUAUCCUCUCGCUGCUCGUUUCGCUGCAGAAGCUUCCCGUGCGCUUACCUGAAGGCGAGGCCUUGCAGUGCCUGACUGAACGAGCCAUGAGCUGGCAGGACCAGGCACGGCAGGCUUUGGCGACGGAUGAACUGUCGUGUGCUUUGGCUAAGCUUAGUGUUCUGAGCCAGCGUAUGGUGGAGCAGGCAGCACGCGAGAAGACGGAGAAGAUCAUAAGCGCAGAGCUGCAAAAAGCCGCGGCAAACCCAGACCUGCAAGGUCACUUGCCCAUUUUCCAGCAGAGCUCCUUCAGUCGGGGUUUGUCCAGCAUGGCACCUUCCCCCCAGACGCCUUUAGAUUAUGAUGAUGAGGAGACUGAUUCAGAUGAGGAUAUACGGGAGACAUAUGGUUAUGAUAUAAAGGAUAGCGGGAGUGUAAAAUCUUCCAGCAGCCUGGAGCCAAACCUGUUCUGUGACGAGGAGAUCCCAAUUAAGUCUGAAGAAGUUGUGAGCCACAUGUGGACAACAUCGUCGUUUUGUGCUGAACAUGCUUACUCCUCUGCUUCCAAGAGCUGUGUCCAAGUUUCAGGCACCCCACGAAAACAGCCCAGGAAGAGCCCACUGGUACCACGCAGCCUAGAACCUCCCGUACUGGAGCUGUCCCCGGGAGCCAAGUGCCAGCUGGAGGAACUCCUGAUGUUAGGAGACCUGCUGGAGGUAUCACUGGAUGAGACUCAGCAUAUCUGGAGGAUCCUGCAGGCAACACACCCUCCUUCUGAAGAAAAGUUCCUGCAUGUCAUGGAGGAUGACAGCCUGGAUGAGAAACCGAUGAAGGUGAAGAGCAAGGACUCUUCGGAGAAGAAACGUAAGAGGAAAUUAGAGCGCGCAGAACAGCUCUUGGCCGAGGGUAAACAGCGGUCCAGGGAAUUCAAAAAGCUGGAUAAGAACAAAAAGAAAAAGCUGAAAUUGGGGCACGACAAGGCUAAGGAGCUGAGCAAGCUUGCCAAAAGGCUGGCCAAGGAGGAGGAACGCAAGAGGAAGAAGGAGAAAGUAGCAGCUGCCAAGGCAGAGCUGAGCAAAGAAAUUGCUGAGAAGAAGCGAGAGAAGAAAGUGCUAGAUAUUCCCUCUAAGUAUGACUGGUCAGGAGCAGAAGAGUCCGAUGAUGAGAAUGCAGUUUGUGCUGCACAGAACUGCCAGCGACCGUGCAAGGAUAAGGUUGAUUGGGUGCAGUGCGACGGGGGCUGCGACGAGUGGUUUCAUCAGGUCUGCGUGGGAGUCUCCUCCGAAAUGGCUGAGAACGAAGACUACAUCUGUACGAACUGCAGCAGGAAGCGGGUGCAGGGUUCAGGCCCACCCUGUCCCCCCUGCCCUUCAAAUUUAACUUUCUCCCCUGGUUUCCCUUUGUCCCCCAUUGAGGUUAAACAGGAAGUCAGCUAGCACGGCAAAGCGGCGAAGCACUGACUGGUUGUUUCACAACUUCCUACCCUUUGAUCUAUCAUCCCUCUGCCUACUUCCUAACAAACGGGGGGGAUGUGUUUGUUUUUGGUAGUUCUUUUGACACUGAGCAAGCCCCCCCCCCCGGUGCUGUUCAACGUCAGAACCGUUCUCUGGUUAAGGCCGGUAGUGCUGAAGGAACCCGGAGAAGCAGGAGAUAAAUGCACAAAAGGAACGGAGUAGGUUCGGUGCCCUUUUUUGGAAUCCAAAUGGCUCCCACCAGCAGAGGAAAGACUGAGCAUCCGACUCCCAGAAGCCUCUCCCAGUAGUAGUACACGGUAGGAGUAGCUGAUCAUGACAUGAAUGAAAAUCCUCCGUGGUAGAGACAUGUAUCCGGCUACGGGUUCCGUAGCCGAUUUAUAUCCAGGUCCGAUGAUAUGCACGUUCAAAGCAAACAACCAUGUUAAUAGGAUGCCCUCAUUGGACCUUACCUGGAUUAUAUAGGAUAAAGGAGUUAAAAACAGAAGCAGCCAAUCACAACCCUCCCCCCCCACCCCGGCAUGGAGAAUUACUACAGUGUCACCUAUGGACGGAACUUUUUAUGUUUCAAGCAAUCUAGCGACAGUGUUUCUGGCCUCAUUUUAUUCCUGUUCCUUACUGGGUAUGACACGGGUACCUCUGUCGGUUGCAUUUAAUAAGCUCUGAUGCCCCCCCCCCCCCCCCCCGGGAAGUGGCGCCAUCUAGGAAAUCGGCCUAUGGCGGCUGCAGGACGUUGGCUUGUGUCGGAGGAGGGAAGGAAAGCCUUGAAAAGACUUGCUUUCCAUUUCUUCCUCCUGUGACUACUGUGUAAUAAUAGAUUCUCUCCCACACUCCUCACUGUUUGUCUGAUGUCGGCCAUAUUUGUUUUUCUUGUGUUAAAAGAACCAGGACCUCUCUCUCCAGUGUUGUCAGCUACAUUGUACUUUAAAACGCAGGAGGAGUAGGGAGUAGCUCUAGAAAUUUCGAUAAGUAAUGAAGUGCCCUUUGAAGAAUACAUUUGUGUUUAAGCUCCUGA
This is a messenger RNA of Xenopus tropicalis (tropical clawed frog), 6147 nucleotides long. It is a transcript of the gene kdm5a, whose product is annotated as lysine demethylase 5A. NCBI's taxonomy places the organism in Eukaryota, Metazoa, Chordata, Amphibia, Anura, Pipidae. Gene Ontology annotation, molecular function: histone H3K4me/H3K4me2/H3K4me3 demethylase activity; DNA binding; metal ion binding. The transcript has 28 exons. The record is from RefSeq and is a predicted model, not a curated record. Gene Ontology annotation, biological process: regulation of DNA-templated transcription; epigenetic regulation of gene expression; positive regulation of DNA-templated transcription. The coding region runs from base 36 to 5096 and encodes 1686 amino acids. Gene Ontology annotation, cellular component: nucleoplasm; nucleus; nucleolus.